UCGAUUUCCAAGGUCAAACCCUAGCGCCUGCCGGCCUGCGCACACCAGGCCGCUGCCCACCCGCACCAGGCACCAGCCCUGCCGCCGCCGCCGCCAAGUUCGCCCGGCCACGGCGCCACCAGCCCGCAGUCGCUAGCCCGCGUCCUAAGGCCGCGGCCGCGGCGCCGCCAGCCCGCCGCGCGACCUCACUGGCUCGGUCAGCGCCCAGCUUCAUCCCAUGCGACCUCAACGGAGAUUUGCACGCCGCCGACCUCGUCAACACCGGAUCUGUGUGUUGUGAUGGCAACGCCUGAUAAGCAAACCGAUCAAUCCAAGUCCAAUCUCCCCUUGACAUCAUCAUACUCUCACCCCAAUCUCGGCAAUCCAGGAGAUCAUCAAUCCAUUUCCGAUCACCCCUUGCCCCCGCGAGGUCCGCUAGAAACGGAUCCAUCCGAUGGCUUCGAUUAUUGGCCGACCUUGCGUUUCGGUGAUCAUGAUGAUGUGUCGACUCUAAUGGAUGGUUUGGGUGAUGAUUUGUCGGGUCUGCCGGAAUAUUUUGAUGAUUUGUCGGGCCUGCUGAAUGAAUUCGAUGAUGGUGGUGCGAAGGAUGCCCAUGAGCAUCCCUCUGCACCGGAAAUCCGAGUGGAUGGCGUUCCCUCUCAUGGGCUUGCCGCCGACGCGGCAACGGGGGCUGAAAUUGGUCAGCCUGCGUCUGGCUCGAGGUCGGGGGUGACAGAUUCCUUCCAUCGGCGGGCGCGCCCCAUGUGGCUGUGGGAAAUGAGUUGCCUCCUGGACAUGGAUCUCAUGUCCAAAUGGAGGGCGACCAAUCCCUCGCCCACGCGCGCUGCUGUACCGACAUUUCCACUGACAUGGUUGGUGCAGUGCCCGAGACCGGCUCACUGGAGGGCGACGGCAGCCGCGGCCCGCUCGAGCUCGCCGUGGGACACGUUGCUUCGUCGUCAUCCGCUACCGGACCGGAUUACCUGCAUCUCAAAUCUGCCGAAGGCUUCAUCCAGCCGGACACAGGCACGUACGAGGUCGGAAAUCCGGGUCCUUCCACCUCUCGCACCGCAGAGGAGGAGAUCCCAACGUCCGAAUUCUCCAUAGACGACCUGGAGGAGGUAGCCUUUCUGCGCGAGCUCCGAGAGAACCGCUUUUAUUUCGGCGACCUCAAGGUCCUCCACCGCUUGGUGCAUCCGCAAAAACCCCCAACAUCCCAACAGCGCUACAUCACCAAAUUCGAGCCAAAGCUGGACGACGGCGAUAAGAAGGCAGGCUACUGGAAGGAAAAAGAAGCCAAAGCCAUCCGUGAUGCGUCGUCGGCCUCGAGAAAUAUUGUAGGCCUGAAGAGGACGCUGGAAUACAUGAAGGGCAAUAAGAGGACGCACUGGCUCGCGGACGAAUACGUUGCGCUCGAGCCGGCGGGUCAUGAUGCCUGGCACAUCCUGGGGGAUAUUGCGGUUCGAAGAGUGUACGAAGAGGGCAAAGAGACGGCACCACCGUCGAAGUGCUCCAAAACUUGUGCUCACAGCAGCGGGGAGUCGUAUAUUUGGCAGCACAUGACAAGAGUGUUCUUCAAAGGUGAGGCCGGGUCAGCAGCGGCUCCUUCCUUGCUAUAUGGGAUUUGCCACGAGUGCGACAAGGCUCUGAAGUGUCCUCCCAAUUUUGGCAAUGGGAACCUGAACAAGCAUCUUGCACGCGUCCACGACAUUCAUCCACCCUGCAAAUCCCAACGUGUGAUGACUGAAGGAAAAGGAGCAGGUACGAGAGCUGUCAGAGUUUGAGUCCAAGCUGUGGAGGGCCUUUAGGCCGGAGUGUGUGUGGGUGUGCUCAUGAACUAGUAGCUCUUACUACUCAGGUUUAGUUCGGGGCCCCGAUCAGCCAUGUAAUUGGAGUGAUCCCCUCCCAAAUUUUGUAAAUGUUUAUUGUUGAUUUCGCUCUUCCUCUUUACUCGGGACAAAGCUGCCUUCGGUA
This is a messenger RNA of Panicum virgatum (switchgrass), 1953 nucleotides long. RefSeq lists its product as uncharacterized. Lineage: Eukaryota; Viridiplantae; Streptophyta; Magnoliopsida; Poales; Poaceae. The transcript is spliced from 3 exons. Gene Ontology annotation, molecular function: DNA binding. The record is from RefSeq and is a predicted model, not a curated record. Gene Ontology annotation, biological process: regulation of DNA-templated transcription. Bases 792 to 1763 code for a protein of 323 amino acids.